Molecule: messenger RNA, 540 nt
Organism: Bipolaris sorokiniana ND90Pr
Lineage: Eukaryota; Fungi; Ascomycota; Dothideomycetes; Pleosporales; Pleosporaceae
Exons: 2
Coding region: 126-485 (119 amino acids)
Source: RefSeq, a predicted model, not a curated record
GUGCCGUGGACGUGCAAUCCUCCUCGUACCCAUUAAUCCUGCUAUUGCAACCUCCUAUUCUUGCGCACUCAGCACGCCAGUUGCUUGUUUGUAGUCGCGUGUGCAAGCUUCCGUCUCGUGCCGGUAUGGGUCUUUUCUCAAUUCUGCCUGAGAGCUUCGCGGUGGUGGAGACGUGGAUUACGCGCAUAUUCCUUUUCCUCGGCCUUAUAGCCAUUGCCCCGUGGGCCGUGCUGCUCGUCUACGACAUACUCUUAUACGUCUUCCGCGCCGGUGCGCACGAGAUACCCGUCGUGGGUGGACGCGCCCGGGGAAAGUCCAGGCCCCGUGCUCCCAGUCUUACAGAACGGCCAAGCGGUCGCCGUCGCAAGUUUAGUCUCCGUGGCUUCGAGAAGCCGGUGCUGAAUACAGGGGGUACAAAUACCGACUCGCACGACGCUCGAUCCCGUCGCAUAACAGAGGAGACAACGGAGGAUUCGUCGUCAUAGUUUACUUGGAGCCAGACCUACAAUGGAACAUUCACAAUUUAAGUCAUGUUCGCGA